Molecule: messenger RNA, 744 nt
Organism: Calliphora vicina (urban bluebottle blowfly)
Lineage: Eukaryota; Metazoa; Arthropoda; Insecta; Diptera; Calliphoridae
Exons: 2
Coding region: 1-696 (231 amino acids)
Source: RefSeq, a predicted model, not a curated record
AUGCGUACUUUUGUGGUUUUAUGUUUAGUUGCGGUAGCUGCUGCUCAAUACGAUUACUCACCUCAAAGCGGUAAUGUUGGUGGUGUUGGUGCUGGUGACUAUUCGGGAGCCGUAGGCAAUGGUGGUAACAGCGGUGCUGGGCAAGAUGAUUACUCCGGCCCAGUUGGUGGCAACGAAUUCGACAAGGAAUUCUUCACAUACUCUGCCCCUGAAGGUGCAUUUGAUGAUGGUAAUGCUGCUGACAAGAUCGCUGGUGCUUUGAAGAAAAACUUACGUGUCGUCUUCAUCAAGGGACCCGAAAACUCUGGUCUCGAAAACGCCGCCCUUCAAUUGGCCAAAUCUGCUGCUGAUGAACGUACUGCCAUCUAUGUCCUCAACAAACAAGCUGACAUCGGUGAUUUGGCCAACAAGUUGAAUGCUUUGAACAAGAACAACAACAACAAACCCGAAGUUCACUUUGUCAAAUACCGUACCCCAGCUGAUGCUGAAAAUGCCCAACGCACCAUCCAAUCACAAUACGAUUCAUUGCCCGGUACUAGUUCCAGCUCUAAUGGUGGUGCUGCCCCUGUUUUGGACUUUGCCUCGAAGGCUCCUGCCAGCCCAGCUGGUCAAUCCAGCAGCGGUAACUCAGCCGGUCCUAGCAACUCAUACAUUCCUCCCCAAUCGGCGUAUUUGCCCCCUGGCAGACGUUUCUAAACUGAUUGUUACUAGUUAUUGAUUUGUUAUUUAGUUUAAGUCUGUUAA